ACCAUCUUGAUACAGGUGAUAAUUACACUAUAGGCGAUACAGAAUCAGGAAAGUCUAACUCUGAACCAGAGACAAGCGACAGUUCAAAACCUCAAAUACAGGCUUCUUCGUCAUUUCAAACAAUAGAAAUGGAUUCAAUGUUAGCUGAAAUUGAUGCAAU
Molecule: messenger RNA, 160 nt
Organism: Racocetra persica
Lineage: Eukaryota; Fungi; Glomeromycota; Glomeromycetes; Diversisporales; Gigasporaceae
Source: the annotation of a GenBank genome assembly